AUGGAGAUCAGCAUCUCCGAGCGAUUGGGCCACGUUGCUGUGCGUGAAGAUUACGAUAUGAUGGAAGGCUCGGCGUACAAUUCUCGCAUCCCAGCAACCGACAACAAUGGGAUCACAACCGAGACGAACACGAUGGUGUUUGUGCAGUUUUUUGAAAACGGAGACCCUCGCUUUGGUGGGGAGCCCUGCGCCAUUGUGGCUUCAGACUCGGUCGACGAGGACGAACUUUACCAGUACCAGCCCUCCAAACACAUUCGCAAGGACAUUUCGGGCGGAGUAAUAGUGGUUACUAUGCGGCGUGCAGGCUACUUGAAGAUCCACGCACCAGAAUUCCCUGUUUCGCCACUCGCUCAGCAAGAACUGGAAGGCGGCAUUGGUGACUGGGGUAACGUAAUGAUCAAGACCAUGCGCGCAGUCUUGUACGCAAGCCUGUAA
Messenger RNA from Phytophthora infestans T30-4, 435 nucleotides. RefSeq lists its product as uncharacterized. The transcript has 2 exons. Bases 1 to 435 code for a protein of 144 amino acids. The record is from RefSeq and is a predicted model, not a curated record. Lineage: Eukaryota; Oomycota; Peronosporomycetes; Peronosporales; Peronosporaceae.